AUGGCAGGGUACCUGGCUUUUCUGAAUCUUUUAUUAGUCUCCUACCAAGUUCAAGCUGCCUGUAAUAUCAGUUGGGAAACACUGAACGAGCGGCUCUCCCAGGAGACCUACAAUUUCUAUAACCCGCCAUGGUCUACGAAUGGAGGUGAGAGUAUAGAUGUGAGACUUAAAGUCGGCAUUUCUCAAAUCAAAAGUACAGAAGAGUCCGAUAUAACAUUGACUCUACAUGUACUACAGACCUGGAAUGAUCCGAGAGUAUGUUUCAAUGUGUCCUCUUUACCCUCUGGACAGACAACGGCAGCCCUGGUAUAUCGAAAUCAUGGGUUGUUAUGGAAUCCGGAUGUAUAUCCAGAGGGCGCUGUGAUGUCAACACAGCACGACAUCAUCCUUCCUAAUAUAUUUAUUAGGAUUCAGCCAAAUGGAACGGUUCUCAAGAGUAACAGAUUGUCUCUCCAGAUUACAUGUCCUUCGUCUGACUCCAAGUUUCCUCAUGGCAACCAGCGCUGCACUGUCCGGUUCAAAAGCUAUUCAUUCACAAAAGACGAGAUAUCCCUGAGCUGGCUAAAUGGAGGUUUCGAAAUGCUCGAAGAUCUCUCAUCAAACGUCGACGUAGAGGAUAUUAUAGUGGACACGUGCAAACACGUCUUAUUUUUAGAUGAACAACCUUGCGUUGAGCUGAGCUUGUUGCUGAGGAGAAAUUUCGAUGUAUAUCUAGUUCGCAUUUACCUGCCGAGCGCCGUUGUUGUAUUUUUGUCUUGGAUUAGCCUGUGGAUAGAUGUGCGCCAGGUGCCUGCACGUACGGGGCUAAGUGUGGUUUGUGUGCUGUCACUAAUGACGCAGACCGUCGGGUUGAUGGUGAUCUCUGAUGAUGAUGGAGACGUUUUGGCGGUGGAUGCCUGGCUGAUGGUUUGUCUGCUGUUCACUGUGUGGGCGCUAGUGACAUUUAUAAUAGCUCAUUAUGAAGACAGCGCCAGUCAAAGAAAGGCUCAGGCGGCUGAUAAACUAAUAGUGGAAGAGGGGAAAAAGCCUAAAAGGAAAGCGUGUACCAGUGUAAGAUACAAAAGACUUGAGCGUAUUGUCAAAUUCUUAUAUCCUACAUCAUUUGUUGUCUUCAAUCUGAUCUACUGGGCGUACUUUCUGUCUGUCUGAAAUCCAAUGAAGACAAUUAUAAUCAUCUCCAUAAUUUGAAAGUGUUAACGUAUAAUUCGGGGCUAGACAAGGACAAUACGUAAUAUCCAUUUCGUCCGUAAUGCAUUUGUUACCUCUUGGUAUAAGAAUUUUAACGGUUUCAACUUCUGACAUCUACACCAGUUUUGUAAUUAAGAAUGGUAACAGUACCAGAAAAGAUUUAUCUAUUUAUUGUUGUUUUUAGACUGAACAAGUAAUGUACUAUACCAUGUAAUCUUGUCGACCAGUACAGACGUUCUAAAUAACAGCACUCUCUAGCGUGUCACGUGAUCAUUGGAUAGAUAUUAAUAUAUCAUUGCUACGUGAUCGUUAUGUGCUUGUGUUGUAUUAUUUAAAGCUAAAUUAUAUCUACGGGUUAGCUUUACUAUUUAACUGCAUU
Ylistrum balloti is the source of this 1567-nucleotide messenger RNA. RefSeq names its product glutamate-gated chloride channel-like. Gene Ontology annotation, molecular function: chloride channel activity; neurotransmitter receptor activity; transmembrane signaling receptor activity. Gene Ontology annotation, biological process: signal transduction; chemical synaptic transmission; nervous system process. Gene Ontology annotation, cellular component: membrane; neuron projection; synapse. The coding region runs from base 1 to 1149 and encodes 382 amino acids. The transcript has 8 exons. The record is from RefSeq and is a predicted model, not a curated record. Lineage: Eukaryota; Metazoa; Mollusca; Bivalvia; Pectinida; Pectinidae.